Aphanomyces astaci is the source of this 1126-nucleotide messenger RNA. RefSeq lists its product as hypothetical. NCBI's taxonomy places the organism in Eukaryota, Oomycota, Saprolegniomycetes, Saprolegniales, Verrucalvaceae. Gene Ontology annotation, molecular function: microtubule binding. Gene Ontology annotation, cellular component: cytoplasmic microtubule. The coding region runs from base 35 to 1078 and encodes 347 amino acids. The record is from RefSeq and is a predicted model, not a curated record. The transcript is spliced from 7 exons. Gene Ontology annotation, biological process: microtubule cytoskeleton organization.
CUCCCCUUGGAACGUCAGCAGCAACACAAUCAUCAUGGCUGUUCAAGACGGGCCAUACAACGUCAAGGCGAUUGAAAGCAGCCUUCAAAAUCACGUGGACUGGAUGAAGCGAAUUCAAGCCUUGCAGUUGAUUCAAGCAUGGGCCAAAAGUGAAAAAGCCCACAGUUCCCCUGAGUUUGUGAACGGGAUCCACCAACUACGAGAUCUCGUUGCCGAGCAAGUGGCUGACAUUCGGUCCAGUGUGUCCAAGGAGGCUUCGUUGACGAUUUCCAUUUUGGCCAACAAUAUGAAAGAUGCGGCGUUCGGUCCGUUAGUAGACGUGUUCUUGACAUCGCUACUCAAAGCCCUUGGGAUCACGAUUGAGGUGAUUGCAUCGGCAGCUGACUCGUGCAUCCAAAGCGUGCUCAAGAGCUCUCGUAUUGGACAUUACGCUGCUAUUCCAAAACUUGUGGAGGCAUGUGCGAGCCGUAACGCCAGCUUGCGAAAGCACGCGAUGGAAUACAUGACACUAACCUGCAAUCAGUGGAAUCCGAGGUCUAUGAGUCGCCAUGGCGUGCCCGACCAAAUCUCCAAAGUGUUGUUACCAGCACUAUGCGAUGCCAAUGGCGACGUGCGAGCGGCUUCGCGCAAAUGUUUUUGGGCGUUUCAUGCAGUCGAUACGAAAAAAGCCUUGCUCGUGUUUGACAAAUUGGACAGCGCCACGAAAGUAAAGUUGAUCGAAGAAGGAGGAUCGGGUUUUGACUUCAAAGCGCCGACGGCGACGCCGUCUUCGUCAUAUCCAUCGGGGGUUACAUCGAAAACGACCUUUCGUAGUCGCUCGUUGAAGGCAGAUGGAUCGGCCAAGGACAUGAACCCUGUCGUCACCCGCUUAUACCAGCCCCAUUACUUUCAAAACCGAUGGCAACGCCGGGCCAACCUCAAGGAAGCGCAGGACCUGCGCGAAUGCACGUUCACCCCCGUGAUCCUUCGAAAACAACUCAAAACCAACGUCAAGCACGCCGCGGUGCCGAUGCUCGAGCUGGACAAGUUGGCCAUCCAAGGCGACCUGCGGGGCUGCGUCUCCCCCGUGAAUGCGUGACGACAUACAUGCCUUAACGUUAAUAUUAAUCUUGCCUUUUUGUCAUGC